GGGCCGUGUUACAAAACCUAGUAUAUUUCAGUUGUUUUCUUCUAUUUUUAUGUUCACGCCAAAGCUCUUCGACUCUGCGCGUCGCAAACUCUUGAUCUCUGACAGAGAGCUCCUGCAAUCUGAGAAGUCUUGAGUCUUGAUGGGAGGUGAGCCUUUUCUUCUUCAUAACGGAGAACCAGCCAUGGCCACAUAUGACUGGAAAACUCAAUUGUCAUUUAUUACGCGUCAGAAGAUCGUCAACAAGAUACUGGACACACUAAAGAAAGUUAUUCCAUUAUCUGGACAAGAAGGAAUCAACGAGCUUUGGAGAAUUGCUGUUAGAUUCGAGGAGAAAGUUUUCAGGGGUGCUGCUAACCGGACUGAUUACCUUCGGAAAAUAUCCCUCAAGAUGUUGACCCUGGAGGGUAGACGGUAUAAUGCACCUGGCUCUUCCUCAUCCAUCCCUGCUGAUAAUAACACCCGGCCCUUGGAAGUGGAUAUGGGCCAUCUUAUGAUCAAUGACAAUUCGGAGACUUCUCUCCUGAACGAAGAACCUUCCAUGAACACAUGUGAAGGGGGCCACUAAAAGCCAUUUGCGUUUGGAACUUUCAGGCGAUUCCAUAUAUGUAUUAAUAAUAUUAAGCGGAGAAACCUUCAAAAUUGAAUAAAAAGGGUUAUUGCGUUUGUAUAAUGACAUGGACCAACUUGUUGUGUAAUCAGUAACAAGAUGAAAUGUUUCUUGACGAGGAAGCAAUGCCUUAAGUAAGGCUCCUCUUUGCGUUUGGAUUUAUGCAUUAGUACGUUGUUUAUCUUAUUCUUGAGCCAAUUUAAUGACAAAAGUCCGUAGAAACAGAAUGUUUUGCUAACGUUUUUGUUGUAUUGCUUGGACCUGUGACUAUGUUACAUAGAUAGACAAGUGUUAUAAGGAAUUGAGAAGUUCAUGAGAAUUGUUGUCAGCUUCGAGGAGUUAAUUUUCAACACCCGUUAUAAACCAGGUUUUCACGUUUUUGAUUAAGCUCAAUGUGUACUUUCUUGAUAUCUUCAUCUUCUCCACUUCUUGAUAUCCUUGUUCCUUGAAGAUGAAGAGUAUGGAAGAGGGAAGCUAAGUGAAUAAUAAGGGGCGUUCAAAGCGGUUUAAAUCUUUCAGGAAGACAGUUCCAAAGAAGAAAUUAUCAUUUUAAUUAAUGAACUAGAUUCUUGACCGUGUUGACCGUGCAUCCGCAUGAGUUUUUUCUAUCUUUUAUAUAAAUAAAUAAAUAUAUAUAUAUAUAUAUAUAUAUAUUUAUUUAUUGUACGUAGAGUCGUGGUCAACAUUAUAUUAUUAUUUGUAUUAAAUGUUAUUUUUUUAUAAGUAUAAUGUAAUAUUCAGUUUUAAUCAAUUAAAUCUGUUACAUAUAUAUAUGCUAAUAUAUCAUAUUAAUUGUUAAAAAUGUAAGAGAAAAAUAUUACUUUGUGAAUUAGUUAAAAUAUAGAUCAUAUGAAUAAUUCAAAAAUAUUGAUUAGUCUGUAUUAAUUCAAAUAUGGAUAAAAUUAAUUGAUUAUCUAUUUUAGGGAAAAUUAUAUUAACAUAUAGAAGAUUGUGACAAUUUAUUCCGAUUUAGUUUUUUUUUAAUCAAUAUACGUGAAAAUCAAUCUAAAAUUUUGAACAUAUGACCAUUGAAUCCGGUUUAAACAUAAAUCAUUCAAAUUAUUAUAAUUAUCUUAUAAAUAGUUUGGUUCAUCUCAUUUCAUAGUAAAAACUGAUUACAUUAUUUUUAAUGUAAAUUGAUAGUUACAUCAAUACUAUUAAAACAGAAGGCCCUUUUUUGAGGUACCCUUCUCUUUCAACAAUAUUUACCAGAUUCUGCCACUGGAAUAUUUUAAGCUAUGUUUUUAAUUUAAUUAUGUAUUUUUCUGAGAUUUCUUUUAUUUAAACAACAACACUACAUUUACUGCCUAUCGAAACUAUGUGUAUAAUUACAUAUCAAAUUAACACCUUCUUGAUGCAUUUUUCAGUUAGUAAACGUUGUUAAAUGGAAAAAAAUAGACGAUGCUUCAUCUACAUAUUAAACGAUGGAACAUAAUUUAAAAAACUCAAUUGCUAUAACACACUGAUUUUCAUUUCUUACACAGUACAUUUACCAAAUCUUUGUAUAUUGAUAAUGAUGUUCCAUCGACACUGAAGCUUCAACGAUUAAAGUUUGAAGGUUUCCCUCUCGAAUAUUGGAUUCUGCAAGCUUCCAAAUUAAAA
Messenger RNA from Brassica rapa (field mustard), 2209 nucleotides. Its product is annotated as mediator of RNA polymerase II transcription subunit 15a-like. The record is from RefSeq and is a predicted model, not a curated record. Gene Ontology annotation, biological process: regulation of DNA-templated transcription. Lineage: Eukaryota; Viridiplantae; Streptophyta; Magnoliopsida; Brassicales; Brassicaceae. Gene Ontology annotation, molecular function: transcription coactivator activity; chromatin DNA binding.